Piliocolobus tephrosceles (Ugandan red Colobus) is the source of this 1413-nucleotide messenger RNA. It is a transcript of the gene THEM4, whose product is annotated as thioesterase superfamily member 4. Bases 417 to 1214 code for a protein of 265 amino acids. The transcript has 6 exons. The record is from RefSeq and is a predicted model, not a curated record. NCBI's taxonomy places the organism in Eukaryota, Metazoa, Chordata, Mammalia, Primates, Cercopithecidae.
AUAACUACUUGGGGACACGGAGCACUGCGUUCGCCCUGGGUCACGCGGGAAGGAUGACCGCAAAGCCCCCAGCUGGCGCGCGGGUUCCGGGGCUGAGGGGCCCAAGGCGGUAACCAGGAUCCGCUCCGGCCGCACUUCCCUUGCCUUUAACAAGCCCCAGAAGUGGUCCGGCGCUUGGCCGCAGCGGGAAGUCUACAGAAAGAAAAGACCGGAACUAAAAGAUAGACACAGCGAUGCCCUCCCCGGACCCCGCCAGCCUCACACCCCUGCCAGCCCGCCGCCUGUAGUGCGCACCGCCUCCUCGCCAAGCUCCGCCCCGCGUCCACCCCAGGGAUUAACUCGGACGAGCGGUCGUGUGGUAGAGGUAGUGUGCGCCUUCCGGGGCUAGAGCAAGCGCGCCCGCGCGGCCGGGAGCCAUGCUGAGGAGCUGCGCCAAGCUCCUCCGCACGCUGGGGGCCGUGCGCGGGCCGCCGGGAGGCCGGCGCCUGCCGGGUAGUGAGCCGCGACCCGCGCUGAGGUUAUUUUCUUCUGAGGAAGUCAUUCUUAGGGAUUAUUCUGUCCCCAACCCCAGCUGGAACAAGGACCUAAGACUGCUCUUUGACCAGUUUAUGAAGAAAUGUGAAGACAGCUCCUGGAAACGUUUGCCUUCAUAUAAACGUAUACCGGCUGAAAAGAUUCAAGACUUCAAAACCCAUUUGCUUGACCCAAAGCUUAUGAAAGAAGAACAAAUGUCACAGACCCAGCUCUUCACCAGAAGCUUUGAUGAUGGCCUGGGCUUUGAAUACGUGAUGUUCUACAGUGACGUCGAGAAAAGGAUGGUUUGCUUAUUUCAAGGAGGCCCUUACCUGGAAGGACCACCUGGAUUCGUUCAUGGAGGUGCCAUUGCAACCAUGAUUGAUACUACUAUUGGUAUGUGUGCAUUGAUGGCUGGGGGAGUCGUCGUGACUGCCAAUCUCAACAUCAAUUAUAAAAGACCUAUCCCUCUUUGCUCUGCUGUUAUGAUAAAUAGCCAACUUGAUAAAGUUGAAGGAAGGAAAUUUUUUGUUUCCUGUAAUGUUCAGAGUGCUGAUGAGAAGACUCUAUACUCAGAGGCAACAAAUGCAGAAGUUGAGGCAAACCUGGGAUUUGUAUCUGGGUCCUCCUGGCUUCACAUCCCAAACUUCCAGCAUCAGGAUUCACUACCCCUCCGCGAUGACCAACACAGAAGUGCAUAAAGGUGUGAUGGUGUCAGUGACGGAUCCUGGAGAAGGCAGAGGUGGAAAAGACAUUUCCUUUGUCACUGCACUUAAGGCCAGAGUUUCCAAUUUGCAAUUUUGAAAACAUUAUAUUUUAUAAAAAAUAAUACCCUGAUCAAGAAAUUGAUAAAGUUUCAGGCCAGGCAUGGUGGCUUACGCCUAUAAUCCCGACAUUUCA